Messenger RNA from Leptonychotes weddellii (Weddell seal), 1851 nucleotides. The record is from RefSeq and is a predicted model, not a curated record. NCBI's taxonomy places the organism in Eukaryota, Metazoa, Chordata, Mammalia, Carnivora, Phocidae.
GUUUGCAGCUCUCCGCCCAUCCACAUGAAGGUGCAGCCUCUGAACCAGACGGCGCUGCAGGUGUCGUGGAGCCCGCCGGAGACCAUCUACCACCCACCCAUCAUGAACUACAUGAUCUCCUACAGCUGGACCAAGAACGAGGACGAGAAGGAGAAGACGUUCACGAAGGACAGCGACAAGGACUUGGUAAAAGCUCCCUGUUGUGUUCAGGACGGCAAGGGCAGUUCGAGGGGCCCCUGCGCCCGCGCGGGCUGUGUGCCGGGGAUCUGGGUCACGUACCAGCUAAUGUUGCCGAUCCCAGGCAACUUUUUGCUCAAUAACCGUUUCCCAAAUGGCUACUCGGGGGCUUUUCAGAAUUCACAAGAACUAGGGUGUAACAAAAUAAAGUCCAAGGGCUCUCCCAGACGUUUCCGUGAAGUGCCUUCUUCUGGGGAGAGAGGAGAGAAGGGGAGCAGAAAAUGUUUUCAGACAGCUCAUUUCUAUGUGGAAGAUAGCAGUUCACCUCGGGUGGUCCCCAAUGAAAGUAUCCCUAUUAUUCCUAUUCCGGUUGAAUUUCAUAAACAGCUCUGGUCUUUAAAUCCUAAACAGCAUAAGUGGAAUCAGUUUUUCAGAAUCGAAUGUUCCGUGGCCAUGGGUUCUCCAUUGUUACCCUGGGAGGGUAAAGCACAAUUGAAUGCAUGCAGUAACUUAGCGAUCAGUCCCCUCGGUCAGAAGGGAAAUCCCAAGGGUCGUCAGAAUGAACGGGUCGUGAUCCAGUAUCACUACACUCAGUGGCCUGACAUGGGAGUUCCUGAGUAUGCCCUCCCGGUCCUGACCUUCGUGAGGAGAUCCUCGGCAGCCCGGACACCUGAAAUGGGCCCUGUGUUGGUGCACUGCAGUGCUGGUGUGGGCAGGACCGGCACCUACAUUGUAAUAGACAGCAUGCUGCAACAGAUAAAAGACAAAAGCACAGUUAACGUCCUAGGAUUCCUGAAGCAUAUCAGGACACAGCGUAACUACCUCGUCCAGACUGAGGAGCAGUACAUUUUCAUCCAUGAUGCCUUGUUGGAAGCCAUUCUAGGAAAGGAGACUGAAGUAUCUUCUAAUCAGCUGCAUAGCUAUGUUAACAGCAUCCUCAUACCAGGAGUAGGAGGAAAGACACGGCUGGAGAAACAAUUCAAGCUGGUUACACAAUGUAAUGCCAAGUAUGUGGAGUGCUUUAGUGCUCAGAAAGAGUGUAACAAAGAAAAGAACCGAAACUCUUCCGUCGUGCCAUCCGAGCGUGCCCGAGUGGGCCUUGCACCAUUGCCUGGAAUGAAAGGAACGGAUUACAUUAAUGCUUCUUAUAUCAUGGGCUAUUAUAGGAGCAAUGAAUUUAUUAUAACCCAGCAUCCUCUGCCACAUACUACGAAAGAUUUCUGGCGAAUGAUUUGGGAUCAUAAUGCACAGAUCAUUGUCAUGCUGCCAGAUAACCAGAGCUUGGCAGAAGAUGAGUUUGUAUACUGGCCAAGUCGAGAAGAAUCCAUGAACUGUGAGGCCUUUACCGUCACCCUUAUCAGCAAAGACAGACUGUGUCUCUCUAAUGAAGAACAAAUUAUCAUCCAUGACUUUAUCCUUGAAGCUACACAGGAUGACUACGUCCUAGAGGUUCGGCACUUCCAGUGUCCCAAAUGGCCUAACCCAGAUGCCCCCAUCAGCAGUACUUUCGAACUUAUCAAUGUCAUCAAGGAAGAGGCCUUAACAAGGGAUGGCCCCACCAUUGUUCAUGAUGAUCAUGCAGCUAAACUUAUAUUUCAUGUUCCAAUUUUUGAUACAGUAAAUAUCAAUAGAUACAGCCCAAAUAAGCAAAAGCUCUUUGAGGAUCACCAAUAA